AUGCACAAAUUUAUUCAGAGUCGAAGUCACUACGUAAAAUUUGCCAUUUUAAAUUAUAAAAGUUUUAUCAACGAACCCUUUAAACCUAGAGCGAUUGCGGCAAUUGGUCAUCGACUAUUUGCCACCUCAACUGAGUCAGAGUAUGAUAUAGUUGUCAUCGGCGGAGGUCCGGGAGGUUACGUUGCCGCGAUAAAAGCCGCCCAAUUGGGAUUAAAGACCGCGUGUAUCGAAAAACGUGGCUCUCUCGGUGGAACAUGCACAAAUGUUGGUUGCAUUCCUUCCAAAGCCUUGUUGAAUAACUCUCAUAUUUACCACCAAACCACUCAUGAUUUGAAAUCAAGGGGGAUUGAUGUUGAAAACGUGAAACUGAAUCUGGUCAAUAUGAUGAAGGCAAAAGACAAGGCAAUUACUGGUCUCGCGAGGGGUAUCGAAGGCUUAUUCAAAAAGUAUGGUGUGACCUACUUAAAAGGUCAUGGAAAGUUUUCCGGGGCCGAUAAGAUUGAGAUCGAUGGGUUGGAUGGGCAAAAGACUUCGGUUCGAGCAAAAGAUAUUAUCAUCGCCACAGGUUCUGAACCAUCUCCAUUUAAAGGUCUCGAGGUUGAUGAAAAACAAAUCGUCACUUCCACCGGUGCACUCUCAUUAGAGAAAGUGCCGGAAAAAAUGGUUGUCAUUGGUGGCGGAAUUAUUGGUCUUGAAUUGGGUUCUGUAUGGCACCGCCUUGGUUCUGAGGUGACAGUGGUGGAAUACCUUAGUUCUAUAGGUGCUGGCAUGGACGGAGAAACAGCUAAAUCUCUCUUGAGAAUACUUCAAAAGCAAGGACUCAAAUUUAAACUAGACACAAAAGUUAUCGAUGCGUCGAAAAAGGACGGGAAAGUAUCUGUAAAUGUUGAACCUUCAAAAGGAGGCAAUAAGGAAAUUCUGGAAGCUGAUGUUGUCCUGGUUUCUAUUGGCCGACGCCCAUACACGGAAAAUCUUGGAUUAGAGAAUGUGGGUAUUGACGUGGAUGAAAAAGGGAGAAUCAAGAUUGAUUCUCAAUUCCGUACCAGUAAACCCAACAUUCGUUGCAUAGGCGAUGUAACGUAUGGCGCGAUGUUAGCCCAUAAGGCCGAAGAAGAAGGAGUCGCCGCGGUUGAAUAUAUUGCGAAUGGUCAUGGUCACGUAAACUAUGAUGUAAUACCAUCGGUCAUUUACACUCACCCAGAAGUGGCGUGGUGCGGUAACUUUCCAUUCUUGGCGAAUUCUCGCGCUCGCACUAAUGACGAUGCAGAAGGAUUCGUCAAAAUGAUUUCUGACGAAGAGACCGAUGCUAUUUUGGGGGUUCACAUCAUUGGUCCAAAUGCCGGUGAAAUGAUUAGUGAAGCAGUGUUGGCCAUGGAGUAUGGUGCGAGCAGUGAAGACAUUGCAAGGACUUGUCACGCACAUCCGACGUUAUCCGAGGCGUUGAAAGAAGCCGCAUUGGCCACAUACUCAAAACCAAUCAAUUUUUAA
Acaulospora morrowiae is the source of this 1488-nucleotide messenger RNA. The record is from the annotation of a GenBank genome assembly. Lineage: Eukaryota; Fungi; Glomeromycota; Glomeromycetes; Diversisporales; Acaulosporaceae.